Molecule: messenger RNA, 2960 nt
Organism: Clarias gariepinus (North African catfish)
Lineage: Eukaryota; Metazoa; Chordata; Actinopteri; Siluriformes; Clariidae
Exons: 4
Coding region: 223-840 (205 amino acids)
Source: RefSeq, a predicted model, not a curated record
GAAGUGUGGACUAAGUGAUCAGCCAUCGAGGACCUCCCCAGAGCUUGCAAAUGCAGGCCAUUGCCUGAGUAACCUGCUGUUUCCAUCUUACAAAUGUGGGCUGGUGGGCUUAAAUGCUAAAACGCUCCUGCCGCUGCAUGAACCGAACGACAUAAGUACAGUUAUUUUCAGUUCUGUUUUUCUCAAAUGGAAAGUUUUUCAGUUUUUCUGUAAGAGCUCAGGAUGCUCAUUUUCAGUAACUGCUUACCUGGUCAGACAAAAGGGUGGAUUUUGAUGCUUGUUUUGCAUUGUUGGACUGGUCUGAGCCAGCAUGUGCCCAUCAUUCCAGCAGAUUGCAAUAAGAACAUUAUACUGCCAUGCAGCGUCAGUGAUCCAGGUAGAGGUUAUCGUUAUAUAGUUUGGUAUAGAAAUGACACUGCUAUCAUUAAAAGGAAAAACGUUGAAGUGACAUUUUAUAACAAGUCCUCGCCUGCAUCUCUGGGAGUCCACGAUACACUGGUGUUACUUAACGUGCAGCCCUCUGACUCUGGAUACUACCAUUGCUUCUUGGCUGCAGAAGUUGGCCAAAAAGAUAGGCAGUCAUACGUUGGACUCACAGUUUCAGAGUGUGUGACUGUAAGUCCAACCAGGACUACAUUUGAAGAAGAGUGCACUCAUAAACAAGUGGAAGUUUCUGUUCUGUGGUUACUUCUGGGUUUUAGUCUUUUCAGCAUGAUUAAAAUAAUUUUCUGCAUCAUAACUGUCAUAGGUUGCAAAAGGCAGAGAGGAAGUGAAGCAAGACACAGAAGCGGGAAACAGAGAAACAAUUCUUGCAAACAAAGAAAAAAAAGACAGUUCUAAGGUUUGCAGCUGGUUACUUCCUGAUGACAGACUGGCUGUGCUUCUUCUAGUUUCACCAAUUUUUGUUAGUUUUACUUUGCCAUUUGCCACCCCAAGAAAAUUUUUACUACCUAGAGACGGUGAAGGUAGCACAUGGCUUCUUUGACAUACAGUAUAUGAAGCUACAGUAGCCAGUUAUACAGAAUAUUCUGAAAACUACUGCUUAUGCUCUACCAGUGGGUAGUGGGACACACCAAGAGGUAAGCAAAAGAAAGAAAACUUAAAGCACAGCCUUGAGAUUCAGUCUUGAAACCUUCCACAGUAAAACAUUUGAAUAGUGCAAUCAUUUUAAUGAAGUAAUUAUAAUCCUGGUCCGUGUGGCUCAUACAACUUAUUGGGAGAUCAGUGUUUCUGACAUGAAGAAACAGUGCAUUCAUACUAAGCAAUCUUUCUACAUUGAUGGUAUUUAAGCACCAGUUGUAACACUGGGAUAGGUACACAUGUGUAGCAGAACAUUGUAUAGAGAAAUAAAGUAGUUCCUACUCUCAUAACUGUGUUCUCUUAUUCUGCACAUUCAACAGUUGACUUGAACAUCAAUGGUACAGUAUAAUGCAAGAUUGCAUUCUAAGACUUUUAAAAGCUGUACUCUUUUUCUUUUCUUUUUUACAGUUUUUCUAAAUGCAGAAGAAAUUGUGUACACAGCAUUUCUAUUCUUACUAAUAACAGUUUAAAAAUUGUAUUCUCUUUAACAAAAUGAUCAUCUGCUGUGGUGCAUUUUCUAUUAUGUAUUUGUAAUGACUAUGAUCAUUAAAUGGAUUUUUUGAUAUCCAGUAACAGCAUUAUAAUAUUAAUGAUUAUCACAGAGCCUGAUGAACAUCAGACCCGUUUGGCCGGAAUACAUCUUGUCGAGCACACUUUCAUACACUAUCGUUCAAACAUUAGAAAAUUAGCAUGGCCAAUUUAAUUGCUGGCUGUACCUGGAAGUACAUAAGAAUCCACAUGAUUUAUACCAACAUCUUAUAAACGUUAUGAACAGACUCCACAUAGGAUGGAUUACAAAUUCUGAUAGGAUUCCCCAAAACAAAAAAAUUGAAAUGAAACACAAUGAUAAAAAACAAUUGACAGUCUACAAAGGGUGUACUAAAUAAUAAAUAUCUAAACUAAAUAUCAACAACUAUAAAUGUUUGCCAUAUUGAAUACUUGUUACUGACAGUUUGCUGAGGUUAGUUAUACUAAAUGUUUUGAUGAUUUAAAAUAAAUAAUCUGAUUAUCCUUUCUGCUAGAAUAUGCCAGAAUGCUUCAAGGGGAAAACCGAAUUAUACAGUUUAAUAAGUCUCAAACACUCAAAUUUCAUGUAAUUUUAUAGCUCAUUCAUUAACCAAUUACCACCUGGUAACUUUUAAUAACUUUUAUAUAAAGCCGAAAUAUUACAUUAUCAUUACAUUAUUAAAUCUUAGCCAUCUUUCACCCUCUCUCAUACUCACUGUGUGUGUGUGUGUGUGUGUGUGUAUGUGUGUGUGUGCACGUGAACACAUGCAUGCAUGCUUGUUUUACACUACUGUUUUUUCAUGAUUUUACCGAUGUGUUAAUUUCUCCUUUAUUUUAGUCUGUGUAUUUACAUCCUGUAUGGUUUUCCGGUUGCAGUACUAGCAAAAAAAAAAAAAAAAAAAAAAGAAUUCAUACCUGUGGAGCUUUAGAAGCCGAGUUAAUAGCAGCUUUCAUUUGGUUUACUAUUUUGUUGCAUGUUUAUCAGAAUGAGUGUAACACAAUAAAUCGAUCAGUCAUAACUUUAAAGCUAUUAACAUUAAAAACCCCUAUAGGUUUGGGUUUCCCUUGUGCCACUGGUGCAGCUCUGUCCUCUCAGAGCUUUACUCCACUGAGCCUCUGUGUGCUGUAGGUUGUACAACUGGGACAUUAGUGGCUGAUUCUUUGGGUGCUUUUGUUUGCAGGGCACACUGUGAUGUGCUGAGUGUUCUGUUACCUCUCUGUCAUGGCCAGCAUUAACUUUUAAAUCAGUAAAUGUCAUUCAAUUCACCAUGCCAGUAGUGUUAAUGUUAUGGCUUAUUAGUGUUAUUCAUGACAUCAAUAAAUCACAUUUCAAUACCUGGACUAUUUUCAUUUGCCUACAAAUUAAUUAUUGU